This is a messenger RNA of Lobosporangium transversale, 1881 nucleotides long. Its product is annotated as Alpha/Beta hydrolase protein. Bases 1 to 1881 code for a protein of 626 amino acids. The record is from RefSeq and is a predicted model, not a curated record. NCBI's taxonomy places the organism in Eukaryota, Fungi, Mortierellomycota, Mortierellomycetes, Mortierellales, Mortierellaceae. The transcript has 4 exons.
AUGGCUUACUAUAGCGGACUACGAGCCUCCUGUCUCUACCCCGAGAUCACUAUCCCAACCCUUGGCACAGUCAGAGGAACGCUCGACAAAACAGGUCAAGUAGCCAAGUUCUUGAAUGUGCCUGUAGCUACUGUACCUGAGAGAUGGCGUCCUGCUGUCAAAGCACAGUCAUGGCAAGGUGUCCGUGAUGCUACUACACCAGGCCCACUAUCACCACAAGAAACCAAGACCAAGGCUGCUAUCUUCAGUGGAAAUCCUUCGAAAAUGGACUACAAUACACAUAUGGAUGAAUAUGACUGCCUUGGCUGUAAUGUCUAUAUGCCUGCCAUUGCCACCGCUGAAGAUGCAGAUCUGCCAGUGAUUGUUUGGGCCUUUGGAGGUGGCUUUAAGAACGGAGGAGUAUCAUGUCCAAUUUUUGAUUGCACUCCAAUCGUCAUAAACGCAAUUGAGCUACAAAAGCCUGUUGUGAUAGUCAGUCUCAACUAUCGUAUUAACUACUUUGGUUUCCUCACCUCUAAAGAGAUGGUCCUUGAUGCUCAGCAAUAUGCUUCUUCUAUUCCACCACAGCUUCGUACUUGGUACCACAACUCUGUUGGCAAUUGGGGGCUCUUGGAUCUGAUCAUGGGUCUGGAGUGGGUUCAAGAACAUAUUAGUGCUUUCUCUGGUAAUCCAAAGAGAGUGACUCUGAUGGGUCAAUCCGCAGGCUCUACAGCUGCAUCCUAUUUCAAUAUGCUCCCUCAAUGUCAUGGCCUGUACCAGCGUGCGAUCAUGCAAUCUGGUGGAGUAUCAAUGCUGCCAGCUGUACGUCCUGAGUAUGAAGGCCAAUGUGUGUUUGAUCAUCUGUGCAGGUCGCUUCAGAUGCCAGAUGAUCUAGAGCCAUUGGAGAAGGUAGCAUGGCUACGUGCAGUGCCUGCAGAUGUCAUUGCAGAGCUGCUGAAUGAUACUCCGUUAGUCUUCUUCAGGCCCUCAAUCGAUGGUAUUAUCUGUAAGGAGAACGCACAACUAGAUGUAUGUGACUUUAGGAAAUAUAAUCCAAACCUGGAGUGGGUCUUAACAGGAACCUGUACCAAUGAAGCGGAUUUUUCAUUUUUUAAGGAGCGCAUCUGUCCUCCAGCCGAUUAUCAUCUUUUUGAUCAGCUAUUUGGGGUCCCUGCGACAAACAAAGAGGUCAUGGCGACCGUCGUCAAUACUUUGUCAUCCUACAAUUUUGAAUAUCCAGUCUAUCAGGUCUGUGAAGCCAUCGCUACUCAUCCGUCAUGUCAUUUGACCCAGUAUCGUUUCGAAAGAGGAGUUGAAAAGCUGGGUAAGGUGAUGCCAGGCCUUGGCAUUUUUCAUGGAACAGACCUUUUCUUCACAUUUGGCAACAACUCGCAUACACAGAGGAUCCUUAAUGAAGACGAAAGGACCUUUGCAAAGAAAGUUCAAGCUGUGUGGAUCGAGUUUGCAACUGCCAGUUCUCCUGAGGAGUCAUACUUGCCGAAAAUGCCUCAAUUGACUGGCCCUACUACUUCCGAUACAACGAUAACCUGCGGUGGUCUUGAAGACCAAAAGAAGAGUGAAGCCAUCUUGUUCUCAAAGUCACUAGAAGUUGUCAGGACCUCAAUCUCACCUAUGACCAUGAUGUCCGACGCUGAGAUCGACUUUUGCCGAAGAGCACAUGCCUUUGCUGCAGAGAUGGCUAGAUGUGGCAAGGGAAUGGGUUUUGGCUCUCCUCCGGUAUUUGAUAUUUGCACAAUCAUUGGGACUGAUGGCACUGUACCACGUCCACUAACCCAGUCUCGACCAUCAUCAGUACCAUCAACACCACCAUCGUUAUCACUGUCAUCUUCUAAGGCAGAACCGGAACAUAGGAGUUUAAUGAGGACAGUAGCGCGCCUCUGA